Messenger RNA from Dermatophagoides pteronyssinus (European house dust mite), 1159 nucleotides. RefSeq lists its product as uncharacterized. NCBI's taxonomy places the organism in Eukaryota, Metazoa, Arthropoda, Arachnida, Sarcoptiformes, Pyroglyphidae. The record is from RefSeq and is a predicted model, not a curated record.
AUUAGAUCGAUUAAAAAAUCAUUCAAUCCUUGAUCGACUAACUGAAUCAAGCGAGGAUGUUGCUUCUUUCAUCCGUUUCAAUCGAAUUAUUCAACCGAUUAACAUUGAACAGUUUCGUCAACAUAUUGCUGAUUCAAAAGAAAUGGAAUUAAAAAUUCAACUGAUAUGUUCUGAAUAUGAAUACCUUUGCCAUUUAAACUCUCGUACACCUUCGAAUAUUUCCAUUGAACAUAUGAAAAUCAUGCUCAAUAUGAAAUCUUCUGAACAACGUCAAAUUUUCUUGAUCAAAUCUUAUUUUCAUGAAACACUAAAAAUGCGUUCAAAAGCUAAAAAAAUAAUCAAGAAAAAACUAAAAGAACAGAAUUCUACGUCCGAAUCAUCAAUUUACCCAUCAGGAAUUUUCGAUCCUUCACAAAAUGACUUACAAAUUCGUUAUGGCUUAUGGAAAAAUUGUCUUUUUGGUCGUUUUUCUAAAAGUAACAGGUUGAUAAUACAAUCUGGAAUCAAUUCUAGACUAUGGAAUCCAACCCUUGCCUUUGAUUGGCAUCUACCUGAAAAAAUUCUAAUCGAAGACAAUGACGAGAAAAAAUUUGUCACAGUUAGAGAACAAAACAUCAAAAAGCUAGCUGAUUCAAUAUUCAAAAUUUGUAAUAAAAAUCUCAAAUCCUUCCGAUCAUCCUUUAAUAUGGUACACUUGAAUUUGACCGAAGAUCUGCCGAUACAAAUUCUUCCUCAUCUUCAGAAAUCUUUCGAACAUUCAUUUUUAGAUCGAACAUUUUUCAAUUAUACACAUGAUUCAUAUCGAACAUUUUUUGCUGAUAAAAUAGUUUUCUAUGUUGAUCCUAAUGCAUCAACAAUUUUGACGAAUGAAGAUUUGAAUAUACAACAAGAUUUGAUUUUCGUAUUCAAUCCUUAUUCGGAACUAAUUGGAUUCAAAUUAAAAUUUAUUGAAAAUAUGUUUAAAUACAAGCAAAAUGAAAUUAAUGGUAAUGACAGGAUACGAUUUCGGCGAUUACCCUUGCACGAUCUGGUCGUAGAAUCAAAACAGCGACACUUGAUUCUAUCAUUUUAUAUUGAAUGUUUACGCCAAGUUCUUUUCAAUCAGAUAGAUUGGAUGGAAUCUUUGUACAAAAAUGUUCCAAAAAAAUAUUACAAAUCG